Molecule: messenger RNA, 1332 nt
Organism: Nerophis lumbriciformis (worm pipefish)
Lineage: Eukaryota; Metazoa; Chordata; Actinopteri; Syngnathiformes; Syngnathidae
Source: RefSeq, a predicted model, not a curated record
AUGAAACCCUUACUUUCUGGAGUGUUGUUCGGUUGCUCGCUGCUUGUUGGUGUGCAAGCUUUUUAUUCUUCUAGCGACGAUGUCAUCGAACUGAACCCGUCCAACUUCAACAAAGAGGUGAUCCAGAGUGACAGUUUGUGGCUGAUCGAAUUCUACGCUCCUUGGUGCGGUCACUGUCAAAGGUUGACGGCAGACUGGAAGAAGGCAGCCACAGCCCUGAAGGGUAUUGUCAAAGUUGGUGCAGUCGAUGCAGACCAGCACAAGUCUUUGGGAAGCCAAUAUGGCAUCUCGGGCUUCCCUACACUCAAGAUUUUUGGUGCAAACAAGAACAAACCUGAGGCAUAUCAAGGUGCACGCAGUAGCCAAGCCAUCGUGGAUGGAGCCAUGAAUGCUCUACGUGCUCUGGUCAAUGAACGGCUCAGUGGCAAGUCUGGCAGCUCAGGAUACAGCAAACAGCAUGGUAGCGGUGGCAGUGGCAACAAAAACGACGUGGUGGAACUCACAGAUGACAACUUUGACAAGACUGUGCUGCAGAGCGAUGAUGUGUGGUUGGUGGAGUUUUUUGCUCCUUGGUGUGGCCACUGCAAGAAUCUGGAGCCUGAGUGGGCAGCCGCUGCUUCAGCAGUCAAAGAUCAGACGAAGGGCAAAGUUCGCCUGGGAGCUGUGGAUGCAACUGUACAUCAGGCUGUGUCCAGUCGCUAUGGGAUCCGAGGUUUCCCCACUAUUAAGAUCUUCCGCAAAGGGGAGGAGCCCGAGGACUACCAGGGGGGACGUACCCGCGGCGACAUCAUUGAAAGGGCCUUGGACUUAUUCUCUGAUAAUGCCCCUGCUCCUGAACUAUUUGAGAUUCUUAAUGAAGAUGUCCUGAAAAAGACUUGUGAGGACAGUCAACUGUGCAUCAUUGGCAUCCUCCCACAUAUUCUGGACACAGGUGCUGCUGGUAGAAACGGCUACCUGGAUGUGAUGAUGAAGAUGGCCGACAAAUACAAGAAGAAGAUGUGGGGCUGGCUAUGGGCUGAGGCUGGCACUCAGAUGGAGCUGGAGGCCUCACUAGGUAUUGGUGGCUUCGGCUACCCUGCCAUGGCUGCCAUCAACACACGCAAGAUGAAAUUUGCUCUGCUCAGGGGAUCCUUCAGUGAAACAGGGAUUCACGAGUUCCUCAGGGAGCUUUCUGUUGGAAGAGGCUCGACUGCCACUUUGGCAGGUGGUGUAAUACCCAAGAUUCACACAGUUGAACCUUGGGACGGAAAAGAUGGACAGCUUCCUGAGGAGGAGGAGUACGACCUCAGUGACGUGGAGCUGGAUGAUGACUAUAAUAAGAUUGAGUUAUGA